ACAGUAAAAAUGUAUUGCAAGACCUUAAUGGUGCUACUCGCUCUGCUGGCCCUGGCCAGUGGAGCCAUCAUGCCGCUGGGCCUCACUCCACAGCCGGAUGGACGCAUUGUGGGCGGCUCGCCGGCUGCAAUUGGCGCGCAUCCUUGGCAAGUUUCGCUGCAGCGUUCGGGCGCCCAUUUCUGUGGCGGCAGCUUGAUCAGCCGGAAUCUGGUGGUCUCCGCCGCCCACUGCCUGAUCAAAUCGACCGUGACAGUGGCCAAUUUGCGUGUGCGCGCUGGCUCCAAUUAUAGAUUCUUUGGCGGCACACUGAGCGCCGUGUCCGCCUACAAGGUACACGAGGCCUACAACAGCAGCGCAAAGAUGUACGACAUUGCUCUGGUGCGGCUGAAGACCAAGCUCAAGCUGGGCACCAAUAUCAACACCAUUCCAUUGGCCAGCAGCACGCCUCAACACGGCGCAGCGGCCACCUGCACCGGCUGGGGAUCGACUAGCUACCAGGGAGCCUCCUCCUCCACACUGCUGUACAUCAACACCCGCAUUGUGGGUCGCACGGAGUGCGCCAGCUCCAGCUAUGGCUAUGGCGGCACGAUCAGGGCGACCAUGUUGUGUGCGGCGUCUAGCAAUAAGGAUGCCUGCCAGGGUGACUCCGGCGGACCGCUCGUAUCGGGCGGCAAGCUGGUCGGCAUCGUGUCCUGGGGCAGAAACUGCGCCCUGCCCAACUAUCCGGGCGUCUAUGCCAAUGUGGCCGAGCUCAGCGCUUGGGUCGCCCAAGCACAGAAAACAAUUUAAUAUCAUUGAGAAACAAUUUAAGUCGUGACUAAUUUACUAUCAAAAGGUCAGCUCUAUAGUUUAUAACUAUUUCGUAUACUAAUAAUAAUAAAAGUCAAGAGAAUGCAGAAAUCAGGGCUCUCCAGCUAAAA
Messenger RNA from Drosophila novamexicana, 920 nucleotides. It is a transcript of the gene Ser8, whose product is annotated as trypsin alpha-3. Gene Ontology annotation, molecular function: serine-type endopeptidase activity. The transcript has a single exon. Gene Ontology annotation, biological process: proteolysis. The record is from RefSeq and is a predicted model, not a curated record. Lineage: Eukaryota; Metazoa; Arthropoda; Insecta; Diptera; Drosophilidae. Bases 10 to 789 code for a protein of 259 amino acids.